Nothobranchius furzeri (turquoise killifish) is the source of this 3230-nucleotide messenger RNA. RefSeq lists its product as uncharacterized. Gene Ontology annotation, molecular function: nucleic acid binding. The record is from RefSeq and is a predicted model, not a curated record. Lineage: Eukaryota; Metazoa; Chordata; Actinopteri; Cyprinodontiformes; Nothobranchiidae.
AAACAGGAUUAAGAAGGGAUUACCCAAAACUUUGCCAGCUGAACAACUACUGCAUGGGUCAGGUUUCAUCAACAGUUUGGUAUAGAGCACCUUUAGUCCCUCUUAACAAACAAUCACAGAAUUUAACUAAAAAAACCUCAAUAAACUAAGAAAAGCUAAAUGAAUGAGGAUUGUUAAAUGCAAAGUUAAACACUAACAAUAUUAAUUAGAUGAAUGUUAUAAAUAUUAAACUGUUAUUACCUUAAAUUGUAUUAUAGCACAUUCCAUGUCAGGCUGUCAGUCAGAAUCAGACAAAAUUCUGAAACUUUACAGUUUUAGCCAUUUGCUUAAACACGACUGACAGAUGCUAAAACCAAAGGAACCCAACUUGAAGUUGUUGUGGCUCUGCCUUAAACAAAGUGUAACCAUACCUUAGACAAAAGUGCUGCUUUGCACUUUGGUUGCAAUUCUGCAAAACACUAGCUCCUUUCUACAACACACUUGCUCCUGCUCACAACACACUAUUUCAUACAUAAGACACUUUGUUCAAAAAGUAAAUCUCGCAGUACCAUUGGGAAAACACAGCUAUUCAAAAUACAAAACACAGUCUGUCAUUGAAAACAAUUAGACACACACCUGAAAACAAUUACUAACAAAACUGAACACCAAUCAGUCAGCUACAAAAAGGCCUUAGCUAAUCCAUUUUUGAGAACUUGCCAGCAUGGGGGGGGGGGGCUAGAGGCAGAGCAAGAGGAGGACGUGGACGAAGAGGCCGUGCAAGGACCAUAAUUUCUAAUGACAUUAGGGCAACUGUGGUGGACCAUGUCAUAAACCAUGGUCUGACCAUGAGGGAAGCUGGACAGAGAGUCCACCCCAAUCUUAGCUGUUUCACGGUCGCAUCCAUCAUAAGGACAUUCAGACAGGAAAACAGGUAUGUCUUCAAUUCCUCUACUACAGUAAUGUAGCUUGAGUAUCUACAGUACUGUCUCAUCUUACAUGUAUAUGUAACGUACAUGUACUGUUACACCAGUACUGUACUGAAGGGUGGCUCCUUGUGUUGUGACACAUAUAAUCAUGUCUUGAGAUGUUUUACAGUACUGUAAUACAAGUACAGUAAAUACAGUAAAAUACAGUUUGUAUAGUACUGAAAAAUAGAACAAAACGAUUCCAAAUACUGGAUGCAUUGUUUUCUACAGAAUGAUCAGAAGACCUACUGGCGGUGGACGUCAACACCUAUUUACUGAACAACAAGAACUUGCAUUAGUGGACAUGGUCAGGGCAAAUAAUGCGAUCCGUGUCCACCAGCUACAGAGUCACAUAAUUGCAGAUAGACAGAGUUUUGGCAACAUAAAUACAGUAUGCAUUACCACCAUUAGACACAUCUUGACAAAGCACCAUAUUACAAUGAAACAACUGUACAGGGUUCCAUUUCAAAGGAACAAUGCCAGAGUGAAGGAACUUCGACGUGAAUACGUACAGAGAAUGCUCGCCAUGGAUGGAGCUGCUCAGCCUCAUGAGUGUAUUUACAUCGAUGAGGCUGGAUUCAAUCUGACAAAAAACAGACGACGGGGGCGUAAUCUUAUUGGCCGAAGGGCAAUUGUGCUCGUCCCUGGGCAACGUGAAGGAAAUAUUACAUUGUGUGCUGCCAUUAGCCUUCAAGGGCUACUGCACCAUCAUGCCAAAUUGGGGCCCUACAAUUCACAGGAAAUACUCACAUUUCUUGAUGGUCUACAUGACAUCGUCAUACAGAAUAGACCAGAGCAGCCCAGGUUUGUUGUUGUGUGGCAUAAUGUUAGUUUCCACCAGGCUGCUCUGGUCCAAGACUGGUUUACUCAUCAUGAAGGAUUUGAAGUGGUGUACUUGCCCCCUUACUCCCCAUUUUUGAAUCCUAUGGAGGAGUUCUUUUCAGCAUGGAGAUGGCGCUUAUAUGACCGCCAACCCCACGCCCGAAUGCCACUUUCACAAGCAAUGGAACAGGCCUGCGGAGAUAUCGAAAUCGGGUCAAUUCAGGGAUAGAUUAGACACACAAGGGGAUUUUUCCCCCGAUGUUUAGCCAGAGGAGAUAUUGCUUGCAAUGUGGACGAGGUCCUGUGGCCCGACCCCGACAGACGGCAGGAUCCAUACAUGUAACUUCUUUUGUGUGAAGUUCAGUUUGUUUUAUUUUUGCUUUACAGUAACUGAAUUUCCUGUCAUAUGAAUUUCACUACUGUAAUGUAAUUGCAGUAAUGUUGAUUUCAGUAUUUUAUUUUUGGAAUUAUGAAAAACAUCUGGAAUUGUAACUGAAUAAAUACAGUACAAGUGAAAGACUCCAGUGUUUUAUUUAAAGUAGACUAGUGUGUUGCCGCAGAUAUGAGAGUGUAUUGACAUGUGGAACUGGGCAUCAUUUAGUCAUCAAAGUGAGGUUUUGACAAAGGAUUGUUCAGUUUUGAUGGCAGAGUUUGCAUCUGGCAUAGAUGUGAAUGGUUUAUUUCCCAGUGUUCUUCCGUACUUCCUUGAGUGUGGAGUUUUGGCACCAUGAGCCAAGUUUUGCAAAGUGUGUUCAAGCAAUGGACUAAAACUGUAAAAUGCCAUGCAUAUGUGCAUGCAGUGUUUCCUCUGUGUGUGUGUGUGUGUGUGUGUGUGUGUGUGUGUGUGUGUGUGUGUGUGUGUGUGUGUGUGUGUGUGUGUGUGUGUGUGUGUGUGUGUGUGUGUGUGUGUGUCAUCUACAUAUGUGGUACCUCAGGGAACUGUUCUUGGACCUGUUUCAUUUUCUCUACAAAUGCUCAACCUUGAUGCAGAGAUUCAAUAGUACAGUUUCUUCAUUACCCUUAUGCAUAAUGUUACUGCCGACUGAACGAAUAGGAAAAGCAUUCAUUGUUUUGCUGAAAUUAGAAACUGGAAGGAAUCAUACUUGUUAGCUGGAUCAGGUAAUUUUGUAAUUUCAAGUUCCCGGCAAGAUUAACCAGUCCUCUGAUUUCUGUCACUGUUUAAAUACUCUCGACAGAAAUUUAACCAGUAAUGAUUGUAAUAAAAAAUAAUAAUAUUUUUGAUUUUAGCUUGUCAAAACUCUGGAAACAGAUGCAAUAACAUGUUUGUGAACCAAAAUACGUCCUCUGCUAUUGAAUAUUCCAAUUUAAGAAUUGUUUGCUUCUGCCUGUUGUUUGCAUUUUGUUUGAUGCAAAAUAUGUUUCAAUUUUAAUUUUAAAAGUUUUUAGGUAAAGUUUUACAUAAAUGAGAUAUAUUUUCUCUCUGCCUUAACCUUCUGCCAUGUG